Molecule: messenger RNA, 3582 nt
Organism: Odocoileus virginianus texanus
Lineage: Eukaryota; Metazoa; Chordata; Mammalia; Artiodactyla; Cervidae
Source: RefSeq, a predicted model, not a curated record
GCCGGUUUUGAAGAGCCGGCUGUGGCGGCGGCAACAUGGCGGACGUGCUAAGUGUUGGUGUCAACCUGGAGGCCUUUGCCCAGGCCAUUAGUGCCAUUCAGGCGCUCCGCUCUAGCGUGAGCAGGGUGUUCGACUGCCUGAAGGAUGGCAUGCGGAACAAAGAGACGCUGGAGGGCCGGGAGAAGGCCUUCAUUGCGCACUUCCAGGACAACUUGCAUUCGGUCAACCGGGACCUCAAUGAGCUGGAACGUCUGAGCAACUUGGUGGGCAAGCCUUCUGAGAACCAUCCUCUCCAUAACAGCGGGCUGUUAAGUCUGGAUCCCGUGCAGGACAAAACCCCUCUGUACAGUCAGCUCCUCCAGGCCUAUAAAUGGUCAAACAAGUUGCAGUACCACGCAGGUCUGGCAUCUGGCCUUUUGAAUCAACAGUCGUUGAAACGUUCCGCUAACCAAAUGGGAGUGUCUGCUAAACGUAGACCAAAGGCUCAACCCACGACUCUCGUCUUACCGCCUCAGUUUUCUUCACCAGUAGCAUUUGCUUCCAGGGUGGGAUGAACAUAACCAGCCGGCCUCCAGCAAGUUCCUUUCUGUCUGCCACACACACAGGUGCCAUCCUUUCCAGAGACAGCAGGGCCGGCUCCUUCAAGUGAUGCAGGAUAGAGGGAGUUUUCACCAUUUGGCAAGAAGCUUCUUCUGUCUGAUGCUUAGUACAUGUUGACUUGGCAAUUCUGCACAUCUCAACUUUUGGCUCUCAGAAGUCUGAUGGGCCCUAUAACUUGUCAUCCUCCCUGCAUGGCUUGUCUACUGAGGCAGGAUGCGUGGUGAGAAGUGAAAGACUUUCUAAUGGUCCCACAAGACUGGAGCCAGAAGUGUUUGUUGCUAACUCUCUGCUGACAAAAGUCAGUUCUUAGUCCAUCUGUUCACCAUUUGUUAAUUUGCAUUGGCUUGAAACCUAUUUACAGGUGACAUGUUAUUAUGAGGACACUUAGAAACUAUUUUAAGCAGCAAGGCAAUCAACAGACUCUGUUCUCAUGCCAAGAAAAAAAAAAUGGGUGUUCACAGCUGUCAUUAUAAAUUUAUAAUAAAUCACUCAAAAUACUUAGUUUCAAAGAGAAAAGUGGUUACCGUGCCCUAAGAAUACAGUGUUGAAAUGAUUUCCUAUACUUAGUAGCCUCUUUUCCUGUGAAAAUUGACUGCAGCCUUUUCACAUCCUUGAGCUUUGUGGAUUCACAUUAUCCUGACAUCCCUUCUUAGAGUAACUGUCCAGUAGGCAGAAUCUAUAACUAAAGGACAUUCUGUUUGCUUUUACUGAGCACCUACUAUGUGCCACUAACUGUGUUAGUUGUCAGGAGUAGAUACCAGUUACGUGGCAUAGCUGCUGACCUAAUUGGAUCAUGCAUUGUAAAAAAGAAAAGAAAAAGAAACUAGUAAUAUAUACAUAUUGUAGAUUUUGAAGAAAAUCAAAGAUUAUUAAAAAAGAAAAAAUAAUAAUGCUUUUACCCUGAUAAAGUUAUUGUUAAAGUUUUGAUGGCUAUUCUAGAUUUUUUUCCCUAUGCAUGUGUAAUAUAUAAUUUUUAAAAACAAAAACCAGCCUUUAAGAAGAGCUGUCCUGUGAUACUGUUCUGUAUCACAUCCCAACAUUUAUUGUAGUUGUUAGGUUUUAAGGUAGUAUAAUUUGACCCAUGGAGUAUUUAAAAUUGCCUGUCAAUCAGCCGUGUUAUGGUUUUAUGUAUAGGACAUUUCCUCAUUACAGAAUUCUUACUAUAAGCAUGGUAUGACCAUAAACUUUGUCUGUAAGGAAAUCCCUUGAACUCCCUUAUAAGAUAGCACCUAAAUGCUCCAAGGUUGCUGAUUUUCAUCCAUUGCUACUAAACAAGUUGCCCCCAGACUUAGUGGGUUUAAUGACAAUAAACAAGAUCGCCCAUAUUUUCUGUGGGUCAGGAGCCUGGGAGUAACGUGGUUCAGAGCCUCUCAUCACAUUGCCAUCAGGUCGCAGCCAGGACCACAGUCAUCUGAAAGUUGGACCAGGGUCCAAAGGCCACUUGCAGGGUGGCUCAGUCACGUGGCAGGCAGUUUGGUGUUGGCUGUUGGUGGGAGACCCCUGCCCCUCCGCGCACAGGCCUCUCCACAGGCUGCCUGGUUGUCCUCUGGACGUGCGGGUGACUCUCCCAGAGCAGGCACACUCAGAGAAGGCGAGCCGGGCAGGGCCUGUCCUUUUUAUGGCUUCACCUCAAGAUAUGCAGCCUCAGUUCCACCUGUUCUAUGGAUUAGAAAUGAGCCGCCAAGUCUGACUGAUGUUCAUGGGGAGGGGGUGAGGCGCUCUCUUCUGAAGGAAGGGGUGUCCACAUUUGUAGCCAUAUUUUAAAACCACCACGAUUGCCAAAGAGGAGAGACACUGCCCAGAGAGUAGGGUGGUGGGGCCCGUGAGCCCCAUUCUCUUGUUUAUUCAGCAGAUAUUUACGUGGGGCCUGCAGGUGCUUGGUUCUGUGCUCUGAGCUGGGGAUUUGGAGAUAAAUAAGAGGAUUUUGGCUUUGGGGAUGCGCUCAGUAGAAACAGAGGAACAAACGAGCAGCAAGGGAUGACCAUACUGCAGCAUCAUAGUCGAGUGUGCCAGGUCCUAAGGACCGGAUCCUCACGUGCCCGAGAAGGCCAUGGCAGUGCUAAGAAAGGCCACACGGGGACCAGACUUCACCGAAUCUCUCCGCUGCCGGGCGGGAGGGAGGGAGGCUUCCUUGUGGAGAGCUAGGAGCUUUCUUGUGUAGGCCUACGGAACUCUGAGGAAAGGGUUUAUUUCUAAACAGUGGAGCAGGCGAUUAAGGGCCAGGGGCCGGCUGCCUCACUCGCCCUCCCCUAGAAUUCUGUGUGUCUGUUAGUGUGGAGGCACUUGGGUUUCUGCAUUGGCUUGAGUUAGCAGUUAGGUGGCGUGGAAGCUGCUGCCCCAAAGCCUCUUCCUGAGUGUGCUGAGACCAUAGUCAUGACAAGAAUGCAGGAGAUUUGUACCAUCAUUGAUGUGUUUGUUUUUAAAAUGCAGUUGGCUUUAAAAGCAAUAGUCUUUGAAGACUCAGAUUCCACGCCUCACCCCCCAACUCACGUUCCCAGAGGAUUAGUGAUUUGUGGGAUUAAUGAUUCAUAUCUUUCUCCCCCUCCAAAGACGCUUGUAAGGAGACAAGAUGCUGUUCAUGAUGAAAGAUCUGUGAUCCUGUAUUAGCGUUCAGAAGGCCCUGGUGAAGUGACCUCACUCCCUGAUUGCCGAGUGUUCUUCUUAAGUCUGCAAAAGGAUAGACGCUGUCAUUUUCAUAGAGGAGGCUGUAUCCCCCGUUGCUGGGUAAACAUUGUUCGCCUUUGACCUUGUAGGACUGGGCUCAGUCUGGGAAGUGGCUGCUGCACUUGGCUGACCCGUCACUUGCGUCCUGAGAUCCCCAUGCGUCAGCGGGCGCCAUGUUUCCUUGUGCCGCCAUGGAUGGCGGCUUCAGCUCUCCGAGACCUUGCUCCGGGUACUCCUGUGGCAGCGUGGCCAAGUCACACACAAUCAGUGUGACUCCCGGCUUUCAUCAGAGGUGAAAGACCCUUGUGUGUUCUUAUU